GAUGUCAAAGUGUCUAUAUAAUGAUGCUGCAUUAGGCGGGAGAUCCUUCACUCUCGUUGUUUUCUCCAAGGACCUCCUGUCUGUGUUUCAGCACCAUGGUCAGCCUUCGGACUCUCCUCCUCAUCGUCACCUGCUGCUGUGCUUACCUGUGGUGCGCUCGUGCUGAUGAAGACUCCUCUCUCGAGACGCGCUCGUUGGAUUUCGCCCUGAAAACACAGCAGGAGAAAGACCUGAUCGACGCGUUGCAGGAAGUUUUGGAAAAGUUGAGAAACAAAGAUAUGCCUUUGGAGAAGAAGCUUGGGUGGUUGCCUUCUUGUGACGCAGGGGAGCCGUGCGCCGUGCGCAAAGGCGCGCGUAUUGGGACGCUCUGCAGCUGUCCUCGAGGGACUGCCUGCAACUUUUACGUGCUAAAAUGUUUAUAAAGUAGAAAUGACAGAUGAUUUGUUGGGUUGGAGAAUAGAAUAUAAGAUGCGAAAUUUAGUUAAGUCUUGUUGAUUUCUAUGUAUCUUUUUGUGUUUGUUGAUUUUCUAAAAAUGCAGUCGUGGUCAUAAAUGUGUAUAUUAGCCCUUUUAAGUCUGUUAUGGGGAAAACGGAAUUGAAUGUGUUUGUAACA
Molecule: messenger RNA, 613 nt
Organism: Nothobranchius furzeri (turquoise killifish)
Lineage: Eukaryota; Metazoa; Chordata; Actinopteri; Cyprinodontiformes; Nothobranchiidae
Product: cocaine- and amphetamine-regulated transcript protein
Biological process (GO): G protein-coupled receptor signaling pathway; adult feeding behavior; positive regulation of MAPK cascade
Molecular function (GO): neuropeptide hormone activity
Source: RefSeq, a predicted model, not a curated record